CAGUGUCACCAAGGAGACGGUGGUUUACCGGAGUGGAUCUCUUUCCAGUCACUUGUAUAGCUGGGAUGGCGUUAUCCCCUGUUAGUGAAGAAAGUCCAAAUUACAAAGAAGAACUGGACGACCAUGACUCUUUGAGCGAUGCACCAAGCUAUUCUGGCAAUUCAUUUGAGGCCUAUGAAUCAAAUGGAAGAUGUAAAAGUGAUGCCUAUGACUCCAUUACAGAUGAGCAAGCUGAGAAGUAUCAAAGUGAUUCAUUUGAAUCUUUUGCGAGUGAAUCCAGUCGUCAGCAAGAAAGCGAUUCCUUCAAUUCCAUUACUAAAGACUCUAGUAGAAACUACGAAAGUGAUUCUUUUGAAUCGCUCACCUCUGAAUCGGAUCAGAUUUAUUCUUUUGAGAGCUCAUAUAUGGAAUCUGCCUCAGUGGAAGAUGAUUCUAAGACGAAUUAUCAAGGAAAAGUCCUGAUUGAGAAAUGGAUAAAGUCUCUGGUUGAUGGGAAUCUCCGGUCAAAUAAUUCAUUUCAGGAUCAUCUUAAAACUGUUGCUCACAAAGAGUCUUCAGGGAGUGGGAGUAAAGCGCUGCAGGCUUAUUGCUCCUUAAAGAUAGAACAUCUACACCAGCCAUCAAAAUGUCACAGGCAAGAGAAGGACAGACCGCUAAUGCAUCCUAGCAAAGCAAUAAGCAUACAUCAGUCAUGUCCUGUCCCCCAUGAACUAAUGAACAGACUUAAAUUACAGCGUAUCAAGGAAGCCGUAAACCAGGUAAUUAAGACUGAGAUGCACGACCCUGCCACUUGCCCAGACUGCUGCAGUAAACAGGCAGAACUGGCUCAGGGUCAGUUUGUUAGGAUGAAGAAGACGAAAUUGGAAGCUAAUUUGCUGAAUAAGAAAAUUGAGGAAUACAUGUAUAGCAAGGAUAUGGUUACCUGUAUUGGAGAAAUCCUACAGUCCCUGCCCAAACCUUCUGUGGAACUAAAUGUUAUUUGACAAAGACUGUAUACCAUGUCUCGAAAAUGUAACCUUUUGUUUCUGCAAAGUAUAUUCUUAAAGCUUCAUACUUAUACAUGAAGAAAGGACUGUGUGCAGAGAAGAUCUGAACAUUUUCUACAGAGUUGAUGCUUUCACAAUGCUUAACCAACACUUCAUACAAACUAUUUCUUAUUACUGUGAGGAGAAACGGGAGACAUGGGACACCUGUACUAGCAAUCAAUAGGGUUCUGGCAAUGGGCCUUUGGUGAUCAACUAUUAUCCUGUGGAUAAAUUUAUGUUUAUUGGAAGAUGGGUGCAGUACUGUAUUAAAAAUGCAUGCAGGUUUAGUAACACAGUACCGCAAACAGCUGAUUUAACACAUUUAUUACAAACACAAUUCACCUGAAACUUUACAGAACCAAGAGAGAGACUUAGGGGGAGAUUUAUCAAUAUGUGUCUGUGUGCAGCCACUUCACAGCCUUUUUUUAUUUUUUUAUUUUUUUUUUGCUUAUGUGCGCCAAAUUUAUCAUAAGGGUGCACAGACUUUGAAGGAUCUUAUUUUUUAAGGAAAGGCAGAGUUGGUAUGAAUUUGCAUUUUUUCGAACGUUUAUGCAUUAUUUUUGUGCCUUUUUAAAAAAGACGCAAUUAAUAAAUUUCAUCCACUGCAUAGUCAAGCACUGCAUUUCACACUUUUGCACAAUCAAUUUCAGUGAAUAAAAUUUCAGGAAGGCAAUAAAAAAAUCUCCCCCCUUAGAAUCUGCUCCUGGUGUGGCGGGGAUUCAAAAAAGUUAAAAAUAAGUAAAAGCAGCAUCUGUUUCUUUAGAAUAACCAAUUUAUUAUGAUUCAGACCUGAUUUUGGCUUCAAACCUGCAUCACAAAGUACCUUGCACAAUUGGUAAUUAUUAAAGCAAGAAGAUUGAGACCUAGUACAUAGUAAAAUUAACAUCGAGUUUAAGCUCAAAUAAACUAAAGGUUCUUUGCCAGUCACUGGAUGUCCACUUAAGUUAAUCUCCAACACUGUUCAUGCACGUUAAGGCUCACACAGCUUUUUUUUGCCAUUUUUGUACCCCCCCCCCCCAAAAAAAAAAAACAUUUACUCAUUAUAAAAAAAAAAUAUUUUAUACAAAUUGCAGAUUGCCAUUUUACAGCCAAUUGUAUUAUUUUGCCCCCUUUUUUUUUUAACUAAAAUUGGCCAAAAAUAAAGAACAUCCUAAUUAAUUUAUUAGGCGUUAAAAUAAAAGCAGAUUUUUCCCUUCAUGUGUGUACGAAUAGCCAAUUUUCCAUUGACAACAAUGAAUUUGAAGAAAACCUGCCAAAUUUUGCCCAUUUUUUAUUUUUCCGUAAAAGCACAGUUUCUGGACUUUCAUUUAUACAAUGCUAAUGUUAUGUCUGGACCUGAAUUGAACUGAAUACAUUUCCUACCCCCCCAUGGGAUUAUUUAAGUAUGGAAUGCAAUCUUUUUUUAACUACUGUAAUUUAUUAUCUACUUUUUCUGGCAUUUUUUCUAUGGAUAACAUUUUCUUAUCCAUAGAAAAACAUUUAGACCGGCAUUUAUCAUUAUUAUAGGUGUAAUUGAAGCAUUUUUCUACACCUUUUUUUUUUUUUUUGCGUGCUGUAAUGUGUAGGAACACCAAAUUUAUUAAAUGGUCACAGAGCAUUUGAUAAAUGUUGUGAAGGCCACAUUUUCAGAAAUUUCACUCUUCACAUACACCAGAAAGCUAAGCUAAGACUGGGCUGGUGUAGUUUUACAGACUUUUCAGUGGCUUUGCACCUUUUUUGUGCUUUUUUACAAAAAGGCGCCAUUCAUAAAACCCUAUGGGGAGAUUUAUCAUCGUUGCUUUGGUAAGCAAGUUCUGUAGGCAUUUUUUAUAUAUUUUUUUGCUUUAGUUUUGCUUAUGUAUGGCACAUUUAUCAUACUAUUACAGGGGGGUUGAUAAAUUUGGCUUACAUAAGCAAAAACCAAUAAAUCACUUUUGAAUACCAUUUUUUUUAGCACACAUAAGCAAAAAACAAUAAAUGACUUCAGAACACAAAUUUGCAGCUUUGAAAAAAAUGUGAUAUAUAUAUGUGUGUUUAUAAAAAUUUUUUUUACCACUUUUCUUCCCCUAAAUGUACUAACUCAUUUUUUUUGUU
Messenger RNA from Hyla sarda, 3098 nucleotides. RefSeq names its product chromosome 9 C8orf48 homolog (gene C9H8orf48). The record is from RefSeq and is a predicted model, not a curated record. The coding region runs from base 66 to 983 and encodes 305 amino acids. The transcript has 6 exons. NCBI's taxonomy places the organism in Eukaryota, Metazoa, Chordata, Amphibia, Anura, Hylidae.